UCGAGAAAAAGUCAGAGCACCAACAUUUCCUUCUUUUACUCCAAUCCCAUCGGACAAUACCCAGAAUUAGAGCAUUAACAUUCCAAUUUUACAUUCAUAAUAUUGGGAUCUCCAAUCACGUGUCAACUUCCUACUCCAUCAGCAUUGCAAUUCAAUCUAAACCAUCACAACGAGAAAAAAGCCAAAAUUAAUCUGUUAUAUUUUGGUAUAAAUCAGUUUUGUUUUGAAACAACGAAGACUUUGUGUAAUAUUUCCAUGUGUCUACAUUUUUCUUGUCCUUGUUCCACCCCAAGUUAUAUACUUCAUUUCUCUGCAUCUUCUGAGAAAGCUUUCGUAGCUUUCAGUUUCGGACAGGAAGAAACAAAAGCAUGUCGUUCACUGGAACUCUUGACAAGUGCAAGGCUUGUGACAAGACUGUUUAUGUUGUUGAUAUGUUGUCCCUUGAAGGAGUGCCUUAUCAUAAAUACUGCUUCAAAUGCAGCCACUGCAAAGGAACUCUUGUGAUGAGCAACUACUCCUCCAUGGAUGGAGUCCUCUACUGCAAGACCCAUUUUGAGCAACUUUUCAAGGAGUCUGGAAAUUUCAGCAAGAAUUUUCAAGCAGGCAACAUCUUUUUUCUUCCCUAGCCUUCUAGGGCUCCACCCAGCAAAGUCUCUUCCUUGUUCAGUGGAACCCAAGACAAGUGUUCUGCAUGUGGCAAAACAGUGUACCCGCUGGAGAAGGUGACAAUGGAAGGAGAAUGUUUUCACAAGUCAUGCUUCAGGUGUGCACAUGGAGGAUGUCCUCUGACACACUCAUCAUAUGCUGCUCUUGAUGGAGUCCUCUACUGCAAGCACCAUUUUGCUCAGCUGUUCAUGGAGAAAGGAAGCUACAGCCAUGUUCUCCAGGCUGCUUCUCACAAGAGAACUGCUUCCGCCAGCACCCCACCUCCAGAGCCGGCAGACCAGGAACCACAACCAGAAGCAGAAGCAGCUGCUGCUGAAGAAGAUCACUCUUAAACAACCAACUUACACACACCAUAUUGUUUUCUUUCUUGCUUCAUUACUUUCUCAUAUAAUGUUUGAUUUUGUUUUGGCAGAUGGCCUCAUCAUGCUCAAGAUUGUUGUCUGAUUAAUUGUUCUCAAUUUUGUUGUUGGAUUUGUUUAUUUAUGUUAU
Molecule: messenger RNA, 1155 nt
Organism: Manihot esculenta (cassava)
Lineage: Eukaryota; Viridiplantae; Streptophyta; Magnoliopsida; Malpighiales; Euphorbiaceae
Product: LIM domain-containing protein PLIM2b
Exons: 4
Biological process (GO): actin filament bundle assembly
Cellular component (GO): actin cytoskeleton; plasma membrane
Molecular function (GO): actin filament binding
Source: RefSeq, a predicted model, not a curated record